Messenger RNA from Diaporthe amygdali, 1788 nucleotides. RefSeq lists its product as uncharacterized. Gene Ontology annotation, molecular function: transmembrane transporter activity. Gene Ontology annotation, biological process: transmembrane transport. The transcript has 3 exons. Gene Ontology annotation, cellular component: membrane. The record is from RefSeq and is a predicted model, not a curated record. NCBI's taxonomy places the organism in Eukaryota, Fungi, Ascomycota, Sordariomycetes, Diaporthales, Diaporthaceae. The coding region runs from base 1 to 1788 and encodes 595 amino acids.
AUGGACUCAUUGCCUUUGUCUCGGGGGGCAGACGGACUUCCGCCCAGCGAUCCUUCUUCAUCUCCGUCGCCUGGGCUCGACCGCCUCACCCCUGAGAGCAGCAGCGGCAGCACCAGCGAUAACGGCCUGGGCGAGGAGCACCUGGGCUUGGCUAUGGACCCUCUGCUCGGCGGCGGCAGCAGCAGCAGCAGCAGCGAGGAUGGCGACGAAGCCUACGAGCUGCAUCGACAUGUCGAACGGGGCUCGCGGGCGACAGACGGCACCCGCGACCGUCGCCUCAGGAAUGCCUUCAUCUACACUCCCGAGGAAGAGCGUGCGGUCGUGAGCAAGUUCGACCGGCGCCUGGUACUCUUCGUAGCGUUCCUUUACAUGCUGAGCUUCCUUGACCGGUCGAACAUCGGAAAUGCCUACAUCGCAGGCAUGGAUGACGACCUCGUGCGGCGCACGACCGGGGCCACGAAGGAUGGGCCUGUUGGGACGGCCUACUACGGAUGGGCAUUGGCUUCUUUCUACAUCGCGUACAUCGCGUUCGAGUGGAUGAGCCUGCUCUGGAGCCGCGUCCCGGCGCACGUCUACGUGAGCGGCAUCGUGCUCUCGUGGGGCGCCGUGGCCUCGCUGCAGGCCGUCGCCACGUCGUACCCCGUGCUGAUCGCCCUGCGCUUCCUCCUGGGCGUCGGGGAGGCGGGCUUCACGGGGAUUCCGAUCUACCUGAGCUCUUUCUUCCGUCGGGAGGAGCUGGCGCUGAGGACCGCCAUCUUCAUUUCCGCUGCGCCGCUUGCCACCACAUUUGCCUCGUCCCUGGCGUGGUUGAUUACCAAGUUCGGCGAGAACGGACCCAUCGCACCGUGGAGGCUGCUCUUCCUCGUCGAGGGCUUCCCGGCCGUUUUGGUCGCCACAGUUGCUUGGAGGGUCAUCCCAGACUCGCCUGAGAAGGCGACAUACCUCACCAGGCGCGAGAAGAAGAUCGCAAGGGUGCGCCUCUCGCACGACCACACAGGUGAGAAGCGCGGCGAGAGGCAGCCCUCGACUGUGGGAAGAGAGCGGCGACGGUGGAGCAAUGAUGUCUGUAGGGUGCUCCGCGACCCGGUCCCUUGGACGACGGCCGGCAUCUUCCUACUCACCAACAUAGCCUACUCGUCGCUCCCGGUUUUUCUGCCCUCCAUCCUCACACAGAUGGGACAUACCGCCGUGGAGUCCCAGGCCCUCUCUGUGCCCCCUUACCUGAUCUCCUUCAUCGCCGUGCUUGCUGUGGCAAAGGCGUCCGACGCCCUAGAGUCGCGAGCCUACUUCAUAGCAGUAUGCGCGCUGUCCUCGGCGCUGGGGUAUGCGUUCCUCGCGCUCAGUCACGCCUUGAGCGACAUGGUUGGGCCCGACUCGAGGGCUAGCAAGGGGCUCAACAUGGCAAGGUAUCUAGCGAUCUACCCGGCCGCGGCCGGGUUCUUCUGUGUCGUCGUCCUGACUAUCGCCUGGAACGUCAACAACUCCCGGGGCGCGGCGCACAAGGGUGCCGGGUUCGCACUCAUGCAGGUGAUAGGGCAGACGGGUCCGCUCAUCGGGACGAGGCUGUACCCGAAGACGGAUGGGCCAUGGUUUACCGGCGGCAUGGGUAUCUGCGCUGCGGCCAUGUUUGGCGUUGCGGUUUUGGCUCUAGGUUUGAGGGCAUUUCUCGCGAGAGCGAACCAGCGCUUCGAUAUGGACGGCGGGUGGGGGACUCUACAAGAAGAAGAGAGGUUGUUCACGAGUGAUAAGAGUGUAUGUAGGGAGAAAGGCUUUCGGUACAUGUUGUAG